This is a messenger RNA of Exaiptasia diaphana, 1211 nucleotides long. RefSeq lists its product as uncharacterized. The transcript has 2 exons. Lineage: Eukaryota; Metazoa; Cnidaria; Anthozoa; Actiniaria; Aiptasiidae. The record is from RefSeq and is a predicted model, not a curated record. The coding region runs from base 25 to 1185 and encodes 386 amino acids.
UGUUCAGAUGAUGACCCUUGCACAAUGUUUUGUGACAGAAACCUCAUCAACAGGAGAAAUGUUAAGCUAGAGGUUAGGAAAGCUUAUAGAGCUAACAAAGAUUUCUUGAUUACUGAAGUAAAGGCCAGAGUCAUUGCUGCAGCACUCAAGAUAUUUGGGAUGGACACAUUGAAUGCACAACCUAAAUCACCUCCAAUACCAAAUGAUUUAAGAUCUACAUUUGACCAAUCUAAAUUCCUACUCAAAGUCUCCUCUAUGAUUGUCGACAAGUUUAUUCUACAGAAAGCAGCUGUGAAUGGUCUGAUCRACAGUGUUAUCACCGCACAAGAACAGCAAGAUAUUCUUGACGCACAGAGCUUAAAUGAGAAUGGUCGAUAUCCCUGUCGUUUCAUUGGCUGUAAUAAGUCAUUCAAACAUGAUGGCAAAAGACGAAGAAAUCAUGAAUUGACUCAUGAUCCCCCACCRCCUGCUCCUGAAGUAAAGCUUACCAAGGAACAACCAGACAAAGUACUUUUGAAGAGCACACAAGAUGAUAUGUACAAUUACAACACUGCUUUGAUGAAUGAGGGAUUGUUCUUCAUUAAUUUUUUAGACUCUGUCUCAGAAGCAGAUGGUGACAGAAUAAUGCGCCAAUACAAGUACCUCAUGAUACUUUGCAAGGCUGAUGGGCAGCACAGUAAGAACUAUGCACUUGAGUGUCUGUAUCUUUUAUUUCAAAUAUAUGCACUGCUCACACCAAGAGAUGCACAUAGAUUAAAGUGGAACAGAAGUGUCAAUAAUAAAGGUGGGCUUGGUGCAAACAUUGCCCUUGAUUUAGAAGUGGAAAUGAGUAAUUUGCAUCUUAAACAAGCCAUAAAAAAUCUAGGUGUUAAUGUCACAGAAAGAGCUGUUACUCGCAUUUGCAAUUCGGAGCAGUCAUGUAGAAAACUACUGUCAAAUAUUGAUAAAGAAAUUCAAAAGAAAUCCCGUGGAUCUAGUCAUAGCCAUGGUAGUCAAAAAGAUGACAUAACUGAAAUUGUUUCCAAACUAAUGGAGGAAGAUGCCUUAACUAACCAUGAAAAUAGGGAGUACAGAAAUUUCCCAGCCUUUGAGAGAGACCCAUCUAGCAGUAUUGAUUUUUCCAAGUUGUAUGCAUGGCUUAAUAAGCACAAGAAAAAUAUUGACUUGGGGACAAAAGCAAGAUAGAAAGGUGGUACAUACAAGAUAGUAAG